Andrographis paniculata is the source of this 1578-nucleotide messenger RNA. Its product is annotated as probable serine/threonine-protein kinase PBL7. Bases 1 to 1518 code for a protein of 505 amino acids. Gene Ontology annotation, cellular component: plasma membrane. The record is from RefSeq and is a predicted model, not a curated record. Gene Ontology annotation, molecular function: ATP binding; protein kinase activity. The transcript has 9 exons. Gene Ontology annotation, biological process: protein phosphorylation. NCBI's taxonomy places the organism in Eukaryota, Viridiplantae, Streptophyta, Magnoliopsida, Lamiales, Acanthaceae.
AUGUCGACAAACUCGCAUAGAGUGCUAAUUGUCCAAGACGCUUCGAGGAAGCUUUGUUUUAGUUCUAUGAGGGGUUUCCUAAGUGAAUUUGUACUCAUUCAAGGCGACGUAAUAAGAGUUCUCGGCAUCAUCCAGGCAUUUACUAGAAAUGGAUGCAGCUCGUGGAUUGAAGAUAAAACUAAGUUGCAUUCGAGCGCGACGAUCAACAAGCACAAGGAAGACAUCGAGGAAGAAGUUCACAAGACGCGACAAAGAUACUUAACUUGUCAAGGAUACAAAGAAAUGAUCAAGAUUGCAUCAUCACUAAAGAUUGAAUUCGACGUAGCAGUGGAAGCAGGCUUGCUAAAGGAAGUUGCCGUAACUUACGCAAAGAACUUUCAGGCCACCGACGUAAUUCUAUACAGGCAAUCGAAGAAUGACGUCAAGUAUUUCACACAGAACCUGUCCUGCGGCAUAUACAGAGUGAAAUCCAACAGCAUCAAGAUCAUAAGCCGACCUCAGGCAGAUGAGGUCGGCACAGAUCCUCCAUUGGAGAGCUCGACAAAUUCCGAACUUAGUGGACAGAGAAGGUCUACCUUAGCUGAUCCGGGGUGUUCGAUCUGCAAGAACAAAAGGCCACGGAUUGGGAAUCGAAGAAAAUUCAGUUAUGCAGAGCUGCAGCUUGCAACAAAUGGAUUUUGCCCUCAAAACUUGGUGCCUGAUCAUGGAAGGAAGAUCUAUCUUAGCUUGUUGAAUGAUCAAAGCAAAGCUGUAGUUAGAGAGAGCCCUUCAACAGCAAUCAAAGAAGAACAGUUCAAAAGGGAGCUUAAGAUCCUCGAAAACGUUGGCCACAAAAACGUCGCCUUGCUCAUAGGAUCGUGCUCGGAUGGACCACACCGGUUUCUACUCUACGAAUACGUCUGCAACGGUUCGCUCAACAAGCUUCUAUCAGAAAAAAGUCGCGGGUUAACGUGGGAAAGACGCAUAAUUAUAGCACAUGGAGUCGCCAACGGGUUGGCGUAUUUACACGGAGAAAGAAUCUACGGAAGCAUGAAGCCGAGCAACAUCCUAAUCACGCACGACUAUCAUCCGUUGAUUUCUUAUUACGGGCUGAGUAUGAAUCAAUACGAAGCCUUGGGACAAUCGUCGGACACAACAACCGUAAGGACGUUUGAAUAUCUAGCACCCGAAUAUCAAGAAACCGGGAUAGACUUGAGUAAAGCCGACGUGUAUUCUUUCGGGGUCGUGCUUUUGGAGCUAAUGACCGGGAGAAAGACAUUGCAAGACACGAAUGGGCAGAGCUUCCUUCGAUGGGCGAGACCACUUUUAAAGAAGAAGAAAUACAUGGAGCUGAUAGAUCCUGAGGUUCAAGACGGCGUCGAUAUUUUUCAACUGUAUUGGCUCGUUCGUAUUGCGUACAAAUGCCUAAGUUACGAGCCGAGGAGUAGAUACCCAAUGAGUAAGGUUGUAGAGGCUCUAUCGGGCGUUAUUAAUCGUUCGGGUGUCAAAGACUUCUCGCCUACCGGGUCUGAGUGGUGACUACAAUAUAACUACAAAGUAGAGACGAGACAUAUUUUGUGGGAACCCGCCGUUGCUGCU